Molecule: messenger RNA, 2249 nt
Organism: Schistosoma margrebowiei
Lineage: Eukaryota; Metazoa; Platyhelminthes; Trematoda; Strigeidida; Schistosomatidae
Source: the annotation of a GenBank genome assembly
ACCUUCAAUUAUUCAGCAUUGAUUCUUAUUUAUUAUUGUAAUUUUCAAUUAAUAAAUAAAUAAACAAUGAAAAUCUUAAUUAAUUAAUUUUAUUUUUUUAAAAACAAAACAAACAAAAGCAAAAUGUAUCAAUAAAUGUAUAUGGAUAUAAUAGUGAACAUUUUUAAAUGCAAAAGACAUAUCUCAUGGAAAUAACUAUGAUAAUUUUCAUCAAAUUUACUUCAGCCGAAUUAAAAGAUCAUAUAAUACUUUGGGAUGCAAGUAAUUGGAGGUUCAAAGAAAAUCAAAAUGAUAUUUAUGCUACUGAGGGUGACAAUCUAAUAUUCAUCUGUCCAAAAAAUCGAACAUUUUCUCAAAAUCUCUAUUGGACAGAUGAUCCACGUGUACAAUUAAAAUGUAAUAAAACAUUACCUAUUAAAGUUAUUAAACUUUUGGAUUGUUUUGGAAACAAGUCAGUUACAGAAUUCGUUCUUAAAGUUAGCCGUUUCCCAGAAAUCGUAUCACUACCAAGUUUUCAUUCAGAAAUUCCUGUUUAUUUCGUAGCUCAGUCUGUGAUAUGUCAACAGAAUAAUUUUCGUUUAAGCGUUAAACUAGUGUCUGGUAAUAAAGAAGAUAUUACCAAUCACAUUGUUACUACUGAAGAAAUGAAGACAAAGAAACAUUCCAGGAAAUUUGAUUUAUUCUCAAAUACAACAAUUUCUUCUCCAUUAAAAACAACACCAAUUCAAUAUUCUUUAAAUGAUUCAACAAAUUUAUUCUGGAAUCAAGAAUAUAAUACAAAACAAAAAUUCAAUUGGAUUGAAUAUAAAAUUUUACUUUUACCAGCUACAUUAGCAUUUUUUACAUUAAUUAGUAUACAAAUUAUUUUAUGUGGAUUAUGGUUUUCGAAUUCAUUAAUUCAAAAAUUAUUAAAAUGCAUUAAAAAGCAAAAGUAUAAACCUUAUAAUAUAAAAUUACAAACAAAUGACAAUUAUAAAAAUCAUCAAAUAAAUAAAGAUUUACAUAGAUCUUAUUCAAUUCAAUUAAAUGAUCAAUCAUAUAAAUUACCAAUUACUAAAUAUGAAAUAAAAUCAAAUAACAAUUUAUGUUGUCAAUCAAAUACUUCAUUAUUCAAAAAUAAAUAUAAUUUGAAAACUAUAGAAAAACAACAAAAUUCUAUCAAUUCUAAUUGGUUAAUACAUUUUAAUUCAUUUAAUAAUGAUGUAUCAUUCUAUACAUUAAAUAAUCAACAAACUGAAUCAAAUGUAUUCAAAUUAAAUAAAUCAGAAAAAUUAUUAUUUAAUUAUCAAAGGAAUUUAAUUCAACAAACUAUUCCAGAUACAUCAACUAUUCUAUGUAAUUGUAUCAAUCAAUCAAAUAAUAUGAAAUUUAGACCAAAUCAAGAGUUAUUAAUACCUGUAUCCAUUUAUUUAAAUAAAAAUAUCAUGAAAGAUUGAAAUUCUUUAUUUUUUUUUUAUUUAAAAAAAAGAAGAAACAAACAACUUCUUUUUGAAGAAUUUCUGAGUGUAUUCAGUAGAGAACGAUCAUUUCACUUCUUUUACAUAUUUAUCCAUUAUUGAUAUUUUAUAACAAAAUUAUCCAUUUAUAUGAUACUCUAUUUAUUAAAACCGAGAAAAUAAAAUGAAGAUUGAAAUAGUGAUUUCAGUUUUUUUCUCUUAAAUAUUAAAAAAAAAAAGAACAUUUGAUACUUUUGAAAACAAUUUUCUUUCUUAUUGUAUAUACUACUUAUUUCAGUAGAAUCAAAAUGAUCUAACAAAUAGAAUACAAUUCAUUUAAUUCAAUAUAUUCCUGUAAGAAUAAAAAAAAGAAUAAACAAAUGAAUUUAUUGAUUACCAAUGCUUAUUGAUAUGAUAAUUUAAUAGUUGACAUGAAUGAUUAUUAUGUAAAUCAUUAAAUUAAAAUAAAAUCAAUGAAACAAAUCAUAUUUCAUAUUUAUUAUUAAUUUCAAUUAUGAUUUGAAUGUUUCUUUUUACUUGUUUGUUUGUUGUUUUUUUUCUUUUAUUUAUAAUAAGUAGUUGCUAGAUUGUAACACAACAAAAAAAUUUGAACUUCUUUACAAAUGAAUUAUUUCUGAUUAAAUGUCAUAUAUUUAAUCUGUAUAGUAUAAAAGUUCAUGUUAAGUUUAAGCGAAGAAAAAAAAAGUGUUUCCUUUCAUGACAAUGUAAAUGAUGUACAAAAAGAAAGAAAGAGAGAAAACUAUACAGCUCCAUAAAGAUAUAAAAUAAAAGCAAAUAUAAUAAUGCAAUAAU